Capra hircus (goat) is the source of this 2147-nucleotide messenger RNA. It is a transcript of the gene BKGD, whose product is annotated as chromosome 29 C11orf54 homolog. Lineage: Eukaryota; Metazoa; Chordata; Mammalia; Artiodactyla; Bovidae. The record is from RefSeq and is a predicted model, not a curated record. The coding region runs from base 213 to 1160 and encodes 315 amino acids. Gene Ontology annotation, molecular function: hydrolase activity, acting on ester bonds; zinc ion binding. The transcript has 9 exons. Gene Ontology annotation, cellular component: nucleus.
GGAGAGGCGGAGUUGAGUGAGGUCAGAGCAGGCGUCUGAUGCAGGCUUGUCUAACCUACUGCUGCUGCUAAGUCACUUCAGUCGUGUCCGACUCUGUGUGACCCCGAUAGACGGCAGCCCACCAGGCUCCCGCGUCCCUGGGAUUCUCCAGGCAAGAACACUGGAGUGGGUUGCCAUUUCCGUUGUGCCUUGUCCCCUAAGGAAGAAAGAAGAUGGCUUGUGCUGAAUAUUCUUUUCAUGUGCCAAGUCUAGAGGAGCUUGUUGGAGUUCUGCAGAAGGGGCUAAUGGAUAACUUUGCUGAAGUCCACGUCUCUGUAGUUGAUUGCCCUGAUUUAACUAAGGAGCCAUUUGCCUUUCCUGUAAAAGGCAUCUGUGGAAAAACUAGAAUUGCAGAAGUAGGAGGUGUGCCUUACUUACUGCCUCUUGUAAAUAAAAAAAAAGUUUAUGAUUUAAAUAAGAUUGCAAAAGACAUCCAGCUUCCUGGAGCUUUUAUUCUUGGAGCAGGAGCAGGCCCAUUUCAGACUCUUGGAUUCAAUUCUGAGUUUAUGCUACUUGUUCAGGCAGAAAAUGAACACAAACCUCCUGUGAAUGGAAGUUACUUUGCUCGGGUUAACCCUGCAGAUGGAGGGUGUCUACUAAAGAAAUACAGUGAGAAAUAUCGUGAUUUUGGGUGUGCAUUACUGGCUAAUCUUUUUGCCAGUGAAGGCCAACCUGGGAAGGUCAUUGAGGUGAAAGUCAAAAGAAGAACUGGAAAACUUAACUUUGUGACAUGUAUGAGGCAGACUCUUGAAAAACAUUAUGGAGAUAAGCCUGUAGGAAUGGGAGGUGCUUUCAUAAUUCAGAAGGGAAAAGUGAAGACUCACAUUAUGCCUGCAGAAUUUUCUUCCUGUCCAUUGAACUCUGAUGAAGACGUGAAUAAAUGGUUGCAUUUUUAUGAGAUGAAGGCUCCUUUGGUUUGUCUGCCAGUUUUUGUCUCCAGAGAUCCCGGGUUUGAUUUGCGGUUGGAGCACACUCAUUGUUUCAGUCAUCAUGGAGAAGGUGGACACUACCAUUAUGACACCACCCCAGAUAUAGUGGAGUACCUCGGAUACUUCUUACCUGCCGAGUUGCUCUAUCGCAUUGACCAACCAAAAGAGACCCAUUCAUUUGGGCGAGAUUAAAUCAUCUGGUACUUGUUUAGAAAAAGUAAUAAUUAACUAAGGUUAAUUGAUUGAUUAACUCAUUAAUUGAUACUAAUAUAAAGUCUAAUAGAAAUGAUCUCACUACUUAAGCCCUAUUUUGGGGGCCUUUGAAAUGAAAGUUAUGUUAACAUUGGGUUCUGUGUUAUUUCACAGAUCUAUCUGAGAGGGACUAUUGGGCACACAAUACACAUAAUGGAGAUGUUCUUCAUUAUUUUUAUUCUAAAAAUCAUUCUUAUGUUUAUAAUUAAGUACAGACAUGAUUAAGAAUCAAGUGAUUAUUUCUACUAGCUAAUAGUAAUUUACAUUUGUAUAACAUUAUUCAGUUUUUCAAAUUAGUCUCACAACUGCUAAGUGGAUGUUUCUGGGUAUUAGAAAAAUCAGUGUUGGAAUAUUGAUUAUUAAAUCUUUCUACUGAAUUUUAAAAAUCCAUUUUAGAAGUCAGAGUACACUUUUUUUUCAUGGAAUAAGGUGGUCAGAGGGAGUACCUUUACUUCUUUUGGUGAAGUGAACCAUAAUUAGAAGUUUGCAGUUUGCCUUUCACAAAUGUCAGUUGUAAGCAGUUUGUAUCUUGUUGGUUAUUUGCAAGAAGAGAAGGGGGAAAAAAGCAUCAAAAUAUAUAACUUUGAAGUGUGUGUAAUUUAUAAAUGAAGCUGUUGCUAAAUAUGACUACUGUCCUUUGUGAAAUACAAAAUUAUACUUUACCAAUUAUAAUGGUUGAGAUUUUCCUCAGUGUUUUUCUAUAAUAAUCAUUUGCCAAAAACAACUCUCUCAUCUUAUAAUACCAACACUACAGAUUUAGGAGCUUUUUGGUACUAAGCAUAUAAUAAAUCAUCAGGAAAUAUGUUUUGAUUGUCUUUCGAUGUUAACUAUAAUGUGUCCUAUGAGUAUAAAUCCCUAAAUAUUACUUUUAAGUAAAUACUACUCUGUAACAAAAAAAUGAAUAAAAAUUUUAUAUUCAUAAUAUGA